AAAAAGCGUUUAACAUUUCAAAUCAUAGUAAUUUGGGCACACCUUCUCCACAUUGAAAUCCGCCAAUAAAUUGAGCAUCUGCACAGAGAAUUCCCAAAUUAGAACGGCGCCGGAGAUUCAGAUUCUACAUCGGAGUUGCAGCAAUGGCGAAGAAGGCGGUGCUGAUCGGCUGCAACUACCCUGGAACGCAGGGUGAGCUCAGGGGCUGCGUCAACGACGUACUGCGGAUGUACGUUUGCCUGGUUGAGCGGUACGGGUUCGCCGAGCAGGAUAUAGCGGUGCUGAUAGACACAGACGAAUCGUACACGCAGCCGACCGGCCGGAAUAUCCGCGCCGCGCUGGUCGAUCUGGUGUGCUCCGCCGCCCCCGGCGACUCUCUGUUCGUGCACUACAGCGGCCACGGCGUGCGCCUCCCGUCGGAUAACCCCGACGACGAAACCGGAUACGACGAGUGCAUCGUCCCCACGGAUAUUAAUCUGAUUACCGAUGAUGAUUUUCGAGCAUUGGUAGAUCAAGUACCAAAAGGAUGCAGAAUCACCAUAGUAUCCGAUUCCUGUCACAGCGGCGGCCUAAUCAGCGCAGCAAAGGAGCAAAUCGGAGAGAGCACCAAAAAGCAAAAAUCAUUCAACAACGAGUCCAUCUCCGGGGUUAGAAACUUCGUGCGUAAAAGUGUCGAAGGCGCAAUCGAAUCCCGAGGCAUUCACAUCUCUUCCAAACACCAUCACACCCCCCAGCACCAGAAGCAGCAGCAGCAGCCCCACCACCAACAAACCUUAGACGGCCACCACAUAAAGAACAAAUCCCUCCCACUCCAUAUUCUAACGGAGAUUCUCCAGCAAAAAACCGGCAAAAACGAUAUAACCGCAGACAAACUGCGACCGACUCUUUUCUCAAUAUUCGGAGAAGACUCCACCCCCAAGAUCAAGAGUUUCAUGAAGAAAAUAUUCAGCAAACUCCAAGAACACGAAAACCUAGUCGUCGGGGGGGUGGUUUUGGGCGUCGUUGGGGGCUUAGCUUUGCAUUAUAUCGACCAUAAACACAAGAAGAAGCACAACAGUGCAUCGGUACUAUCAGAUAGCGGGAUUUUGAUCAGUGGUUGUCAGACGGACGAGACUUCUGCUGAUGUCACUCCUUCGGGCGAUGCUGGCUUAGCUUAUGGAGCUCUGAGCGAUGCGGUUCAGAGAAUAAUCGAAGAAACGGGUGGGAAAGUUAGUAACCAGAAGUUGGUUAUUAAGGCGAGGGAGCUGUUGACGAAACAGGGAUUCAGUCAGCACCCUGGUCUCUACUGCAGUGAUGAUCAUGUUGAUGAUCCUUUUGUUUGCUGAAUUUAUUUAUUUGAUGAGGGCUUUGAUUGUCAUUUUUCUUUAAUUUUGCUUGUAUGGUGUUUCUGUGUGUGGUGUGCUUGUGAUUUUUGAUUGAUAUUAUUAAUCAAAUUGUUAACUUUAAGUGGCCAAUGGCUACUUAAUUAAAUUGUUAAAUUUCAAAUGUUUUUUUUUUUAUUAA
Molecule: messenger RNA, 1503 nt
Organism: Erythranthe guttata (spotted monkey flower)
Lineage: Eukaryota; Viridiplantae; Streptophyta; Magnoliopsida; Lamiales; Phrymaceae
Product: metacaspase-4
Biological process (GO): proteolysis
Cellular component (GO): cytoplasm
Molecular function (GO): cysteine-type endopeptidase activity
Source: RefSeq, a predicted model, not a curated record